Molecule: messenger RNA, 2832 nt
Organism: Arabidopsis arenosa
Lineage: Eukaryota; Viridiplantae; Streptophyta; Magnoliopsida; Brassicales; Brassicaceae
Source: the annotation of a GenBank genome assembly
CCACAAACAUCCGAUUAGAGUAGCAACAAUAGAGAUCAAACGUAACUCACAAAAUGUUCUCGUUUCUCAUCCCAGUUGUACAGCUUUUUCAGGUGGUUAUCGCUGGCGCAGCAUCUGUAGUCUUCUUACUGUUCGCCGGUAUAACCUUCGGUGCCUCAAUUGUGGGACUAACCAUAGCCACACCGCUUUUUGUCAUCUUCAGUCCGAUUCUCGUACCAGCCACUAUAGCCACUACUCUCGUAGUCGGAGGGGCUACGGCUACGGUUGCCCUCGGAGUGACGGCAUUUGCUCUCAUAUUUUGGCUCUUUAAACAUAGGAUUGGAGUAAAACCGAAGAACAAUCCAGCUCCGAAAGGAGCCCCAACCAAAGCAGAUCAACCGGGGGCGUCGGGAGGAGCGUCUGGAGAUAAAUCGGGAGAAAUGUCAGGAGCGGGAGGAGCGUCAGGAGAUAAACCAGAAGGAGCGUCUGGAGAUAAACCGGGAGGAAUGUCAGGAGCGGGAGGAGCGUCAGGAGAUAAGUCUGGAGGAGCGCCUGGAGAUAAACCGGGAGGAAUGUCAGGAGAUAAACCGGGAGGAACGUCGGGAGGAGGACCUGGAGGGGCUUCGGGAGGAGCGCCUGGAGGAGCGUCGGGAGGAGGGCAUGGAGGAGCAUCGGGAGGAGCGCCUGGAGAUAAACUUGGAGGAGCACCGGGAGAUAAACCCGGGGGAGCAUCGGGAGAUAAACCGGGGGAAACGCCAGGACAUAAACCGGCGGGAGCGCGAGGAGUCUUCUUAGGCUUCGCAUGUGUAACCCUCGCUGGUUCUGCCGUGGCAUUAGCCGUAAGCACACCGGUUUUCAUCAUAUUCAGUCCCGUUCUCGUACCAGCUACGAUAGCCACGGUUGUCUUGACGACAGGGUUCACGGCCGGUGGCUCCUUUGGAGCGACGGCCCUUGGUCUCAUCUUGUGGCUUAUUAAACGUAGGAUCGGAGUUAAGGCGAAGGAUAAUCCACCUCCGGCAGGACUUCCACCGAAUUCGGGAGCGGAAGGAGGAGCCCAAAGUCUGAUCAAAAAGUCAAAGUCUAAAGGUGGGCUUAAGCUGCCAGCAUGGUGUAAGAAGAUGUUAGGAGGAGGUAUGUCCGGAGGUGGAGGAGGUAAAUCCAAAAAGGGAGGAGGUAAACGUGGAGGUCUUCGAGAUAAAUUGGGAAAGAAAGGAGGUAUGUCCGGAGGUGGCGGAGGCAUGUCAGGAAGUGAAGGAGCUAUGUCUGGAAGUGAAGGAGGUAUGUCCGGAGGUAAAUCCAAAAGUAGAGGAGGUAAACUCGGAGGUCUUCGAGGUAAAUACGGAAAGAAAGGUGGUAAGUCCGGCGGUGGAGGAGGCAUGUCAGGAAGUGAAGGAGGUAUGUCUGGAAGUGAAGGAGGUAUGUCCGAAGGAGGUAUGUCCGGAGGAGGUAUGUCUGGAGGAGGUAUGUCCGGAGGUGGAGGAGGAAUGUCCGGAGGUGGAGGAGGAAAACACAGUGGAAAAGGUAAACACGGAGGUCGUGGAGGUAAAUUUGGAAAGAAAGGAGGCAUGUCCGAAGGUGGAGGAGGCAUGUCAGGAAGUGAAGGAGGUAUGUCUGGAAGUGAAGGAGGUUCAGCCACGGCAUUAACCGUAACCACACCGCUUUUUAUCAUAUUCAGUCCGAUUCUUGUACCAGCCACGAUAGCCACUGCUGUCAUAACCACAGGAUUUACCACUGGUGGCGCACUCGGAGCGAUGGCCGUUGCUCUCAUCAGACGUAGGAUGGGAGUAAAGCCGAGUGCGGAAGGAACUUCGUCAGCCCAACCUCUGCUCAAAUUGCCAGUUUAUGGUGGAUAUGGAGGAUUUUGGGGAGGGAAGAAAUUUUCUGGAACAUUCGGAAAUAAACCAGGGGGUGGAAAUCCAUUUGGAGACAUCUCAAAAUGGUUCGGACCAGGGGCCGCAGGUGGAGGUGCACCUGGAGGGGGCGGAAAUCCGUUUGCAAACAUCUCAAAAUGGUUCGGACCAGGGGCCGCAGGUGGAGGUGCACCUGCCGCUGAAGCUGCACCAGCCGCUGAAGCUGCGCCUGCCGCUGGAGCUGCGCCUGCCGCUGGAGCUGCGCCUGCCGCUGGUGGAAUGUCGGAGGUUUUUCAGGUGGUUAUUGCUGCCGUGGUCUCUAUAGUCUUCUUAGUGUUAGCGGGUCUAACACUGGCAGGUUCAGCCACGGCAUUAACCAUAACCACACCGCUUUUUAUCAUACUCAGUCCUAUUCUUGUACCAGCCACGAUAGCCACUGCUGUCAUAACUACAGGAUUCACCGCCGGUGGCGCACUCGGAACGAUGGCCGUUGCUAGUCUCAUCAGGAGAUUUGGGGGAAGAUUUGGAGGGGGCCAAAAUCCGUUUGGAAAUAUCUCAAAAUGGUUAGGACCAGGGGCCGCAGGUGGAGGUUUACCUGGAGGACUUGGAGGACUUGGAGGGGGAGGUUUACCUGGAGGACUUGGAGGCCUUGGAGGUGGAGGUUUACCUGGAGGACUUGGAGGCCUUGGAGGGGGCGGAAAUCCGUUUGGAAACAUCUCAAAAUGGCUCGGACCAGGGGCUGCAGGGGCCGCAGGUGGAGAUGCACCUGCCGCUGAAACUGCACCUGCCGCUGGAGCUGCACCAGCCGCUGGAGCUGAACCGGCUGCUGGUGGAAGUACACCACCCACAUGGUAAAGGAAAUAAGUCAAGUUGUUCCAACAUGUAGCAGAUAUAUAUUGUGUCUUGUGCAUUGAUUCAUAAGGAAACAAAAGCUUUUUAAAACGUUUUAUGUUCAUAUGUAAUCUCAAAGCUGAUUAUACUGAAAUAAAGAAACACAUGGACU